CUACAGCAGCAGCGUGAUAUAACCAAUAACCAACAUGGCCAUGGGGACGUUAUCGAGAGUUGUCAGACUGAGUUCAUGCAUCGGCAGAAGUCGGCGGUUAAUAUUUAACAGCACACAGAGACGAGGAAUCGCUUCGUGUAUUGACCCUUCUCAUGGCCUCAGUGAUGAACAGAAGGAGUUUCAGAAGAUGGCCUUUGACUUCGCAGCCCAUGAAAUGUCUCCACACAUGGCCGAGUGGGAUGAAAAGGAAAUCUUCCCGGUGGAGACCAUGCGAAAGGCUGCCCAGCUGGGGUUUGGGGGGAUCUAUGUACAGCCGGAGGUGGGGGGAUCUGGCCUGUCUCGCCUGGACACCUCUGUCAUCUUUGAGGCGUUAUCGACAGGCUGUGUCAGCACCACAGCCUACAUCAGCAUUCAUAACAUGUGUAACUGGAUGAUUGACACCUUCGGCAACACCGAGCAGAGGGAGAAGUUCUGCCCUGAGCUUUGUACGAUGGACAAGUUUGCCUCUUAUUGUCUCACUGAACCAGGCAGUGGCAGUGAUGCUGCUUCGUUACUCACUACUGCGAAGUUGGAAGGAGACCAUUAUAUCCUCAAUGGUUCCAAGGCCUUCAUCAGUGGAGGAGGAGACACAGACGUGUACAUAGUAAUGUGUCGGACGGGAGGGAAAGGUCCCAAGGGGAUCUCCUGUGUGGUGGUGGAAAAAGACACUCCAGGACUCAGCUUUGGCAAGAAGGAGAAGAAGGUGGGAUGGAACUCUCAGCCAACUAGAGCAGUGAUCUUAGAGGACUGCCACGUCCCAGUGACCAAUCGGCUGGGUCAGGAGGGACAGGGCUUCAACAUUGCUAUGAGAGGCCUGAACGGAGGCAGGAUCAAUAUUGCCUCUUGUUCUCUUGGGGCGGCCCAUGCAUGUGUACAGCUGGCGAGAGAUCACCUGCUAGUACGCAAGCAGUUUGGAGAGGCUCUCUCUAACAACCAGUUCCUGCAGUUUAAGUUGGCAGAGAUGGCAACCAAGCUAGUGGCAUCACGUCUGUUGCUACGCGAGGCUGCCGUGGCACUGCAGGAGAGCAGGUCUGACGCUGUGUCCCUCUGCUCCAUGGCCAAACUCUUUGUCACUGACGAGUGCUUCAACAUCUGUAACCAGGCACUCCAAAUGCAUGGUGGAUACGGUUACCUCAAAGACUACGCUGUUCAACAGUUUGUCCGGGACAUUAGAGUACACCAGAUACUGGAGGGAACAAAUGAAGUGAUGCGGAUGAUAAUUGCCAGAAGUUUACUGUCAGAGUCUGGAUAAAUGUAAUGCCAUGGGCCAUCCAAAAUGGACUUGCUCCUGUCUUGAAGGGAUGGUGGUGGCAGCCAUCAUGUGGCGUUUGACUGUGACUGGAUCCCUCAAGUGUCUUUUAAAGGGGGAAAAUACUAUAGCAGUUUUGUUUGAGAUUGCAAACAGGACAGGAAGACCUAAUGACAGCAUGGAAUUAAAUAAUGUUAGGUGAUUUAAAUAAGUUACUCAUUGGAGAUACAGUAUGGAAGUGGAACCACGUUGGAAAUGUAAUAUUUCUCCAUGCUGUAUUUUGUGGUGAAGCUUUUUGGUUGUCUUGCAAUAAAAACAAUGCAUCUAUAUAUAUAUUUUUUUACCUUCAAUGACAGAGGUUUAACUGCCUGUUCAGGGGCAGAACGACAGAUUUUUACCUUGACAGCUUGGGGAUUUGAACUUGCAACCUUCCGGUUACUAGUCGAACGCUCUAACCACGAGGCUGCCCUUGCCGCCCCAGAUUGUUAGUUUGAUAUCGUGGCUUUUCAUGUGUAUUCAGUUAUGAUAACGUUUGGUUCUCAUGAUAAUUCCAGUUUAAUCCUAAAACAACUGUGGCGGGUUGGAUAACUGUAAAGUUUCAUGUAUGGUGUGUGUACUAUAAUAUUUGGUCAUUUACACUCAACUGACAGCACUAGAUACGUUUAAAUGUGAAUGUUCUCAGCUGUGGUACUACAUUACGAUAAACCAUGUUUAAAGUGUUAAAACGGCUGCAUUGGACCUUUAUGUACCUGUGAUGCAAA
Oncorhynchus keta (chum salmon) is the source of this 2049-nucleotide messenger RNA. RefSeq names its product acyl-CoA dehydrogenase family, member 8 (gene acad8). The record is from RefSeq and is a predicted model, not a curated record. Gene Ontology annotation, biological process: lipid metabolic process. Lineage: Eukaryota; Metazoa; Chordata; Actinopteri; Salmoniformes; Salmonidae. Gene Ontology annotation, molecular function: acyl-CoA dehydrogenase activity; flavin adenine dinucleotide binding. The coding region runs from base 35 to 1291 and encodes 418 amino acids. The transcript is spliced from 11 exons.